Molecule: messenger RNA, 1374 nt
Organism: Penicillium daleae
Lineage: Eukaryota; Fungi; Ascomycota; Eurotiomycetes; Eurotiales; Aspergillaceae
Exons: 2
Coding region: 1-1374 (457 amino acids)
Source: RefSeq, a predicted model, not a curated record
AUGCCGAGGACCGGAUUCGACCCCUAUUUAUCAGCCCAGCUUCACAACCAGAUCCUUGAACGUGCAUGGAUUGGAGCCGGACGAGAUGUCGCUUCCGUUCCGUCCAAGACCUGGUGGGAAGAGUCGUCCCCAAUUCCGUUCGAUCUCGCAUCUCGCCUAAACCCGAACUUAAUCAGAUUCCUGCGGUCGGCAAGAGCUAUUAUUUUCGACGCUUCAUCAGAUUUUCAUCUUUUCUAUUACCUAAUAGCGCUCCAUGGGAAACCUGAACUCUUCCAAGACUCUUCUCUCCGAUUGUGGGGUGAUCGUUUUGUGUGGCUGUAUCCUUCGACACGAACGAAGAGUGAUGAAGAAGUCGGUAUAUUAUUUGAUCAAGAAACCGAGCUAGCUUCCUUCGUCCCAGACUGGAUCGAUAUGGUCUUCUUUGAUAUGAGACGGUGGGCAUGGCGCCCAUUACAACAUAUUCUGCAAGCCUAUCUAGACAUCAUCGAUGAGGGCAAAAUAUCAACAUAUUCUGAUCGUCGAAAGGAAAAGUUGGACGACAUGUUCGGAGUUUUCCCAUGGGAGAUUCACCAACAUACCCCAAUGGAUAUUGAGAGGGCUGUCAGUGCCUUUACCCGUCUUCUUGAUGCUAUCGAGACUCGACUUCCUUCAAGUUCGAGCCAUGAACAAGGCCUCGAAAAUCCAAGCUUUGAAGAAAUAGCUCUACCAUAUUCCGAAUCAGUAAUUGACGCCUCGUUCACAAAACUGGAUUCCUUUACUGGGAGCUUUCUGUCGGCUCUUCCCGGCCGCCAACUCAGGUUUCGCUAUAUUGCCCCUGGCAUCCGACUCCAAAAUUCGGACGAAUUUAUAAAUCAGCCAUUUGCUGAACGCCGAAAUAACCACCCGUUUCCAGAACGUUUAAGGGCUGGUCAGGCGACAUCCUGUUUCCCUCUACUUUUGUUUCGAGGGGAUCAGGAGAACAAGUCACCUUGGAGUCGGCCCUGGUUUCCCGACGGAAAUGCCUCGAACAUCCCCACUGGUUUCUACAUUGAACCAGUCCACGAAACCUACAACUGGUCAUCUGGCAACAAGACUCGACUCCUGCUACCGUUCAACAUUGGCAGCAAUGGGUUUGCUCGAAGUAGCAAUGGUGUCCCAUUCUUUCCGUACAGCUGGCCUGAUCAACUAUAUCAUUCGGAUUUAUUUAGUGGUUAUAGUGGAUAUUUACCUUGGGAUUCACGUAGCUCAUACCUACACAAAGUGUUGGAAAAGUGGGCUGAACGAGUGGAAAUGGGUGAUUGGCUGGUGGGAAAAGACGGUGUUGUUGGUGGUAUUGAGAAGUUCAAAGAGGCCGAUACUGAAGGACACUGGAGGGAAUAUGUUAUUCCAUGGUGA